AUGAUCAGUAGACCCUCUCCAAGAGAACCUCUGACCACCAUGACUGAUUUGCUGAGGAUGGACAGCGAUGGAGGUCAUAAGACUGAGAAGAUAUUCAACAUUACUAUGGAGAUCAUCACGCUGCUGACCGGGGAGGACUGUACAGUGGUGAAGAAGGCAUCUGGAGAAAAUGUGAUGCCAAGCAGUUGCCCCCAAGUUUCAGGAGACAAAUCCAAGAACCAUAAAAAGAAGAUCCUCGGGGUCACCAACAAGAUCAUUGAGCUCCUGACAGGAGAGGAGACGGAGUACUCAGAAGAAGAAGAGGAUUGGGAAGAGGAUGAGGUAGAAGAAGAGAAUCCACCAUUUCCUAAAUCACUGUAUGGAUCCAGUGAUGGGAACUCACCAGAGAGAUGUCCCCAUCCUCUGUAUUCCUGGGAUUCAUCACAGCAACAUGCCAACCUCCCUUACCAUGUUCAGGCAGAAAACCCGAGAGACAUGAAUAUUAUUGUUAAGGAAGAAGAAGAAGAGGAGGAGAUCACAGUUCCCCUUACGAUGAAAGAAGAGGAAACAGACUGUGACAUGGAGGAGGACGACAAUGAGCUUGCAGAAGACUCUCCAGAGGAACCCUCCAACCCUGAAGAAUGGUUUUCCGACAGUGGUGAUGCUACCACCCCUGACACAGCAUACAGCGGUGACAGGUUAUUUCCAUGCUACCAGUGUAGUAAAUGUUUCACCAGGAAGUCGAGCCUUAUCCGGCAUCAGAGAAUUCACACGGGCGAAAAGCCAUUUCCCUGCUCUGAGUGUCAUAAACGUUUCACACGCAAAGCCACUCUUCUGGAGCACAUGAGGGUUCACACAGGAGGGAAGCCAUUUGUGUGUGCAGCGUGUGGGGAAGGCUAUGCGCAGAAUUCAGAACUCAUCGCCCACAAGAAGACGCACGCAGAAGACAAGCCACUGACAUGCAUGGACUGUGGGAAAUGUUUCCAGCAGAAGUCCGAUCUUGCUGUCCAUCGGAGGAUCCACAGGGCCAAGACAACUUUUACAUGUUCCGACUGUGGCAAAGGGUUCAUCCAAAAGUCUGUGCUCGUCAUUCACCAAAGAACUCACACAGGCGAGAGGCCUUAUUCCUGCAACGAGUGCGGCAAAAGUUUCACACAGAAGUCAGACCUAGUUGUCCACCGGAGGACCCAUACAGGAGAACGGCCCUUUAUGUGUGUUGAGUGCGGGAAGAGCUUCACACAGAAGUCAACGUUAGUUAUCCACCAGAGGAUCCACCGGGGGGAAAAACCAUUUACCUGUGGGGAGUGUGGAAGACGGUUUACUCAGAAGUCCACUCUGGUGACCCACCAAAAGCUUCAUACACCAUUGAAGUUGUUACAUUGCUUUUCCAGAAAUCCACAGUAG
This is a messenger RNA of Staurois parvus, 1383 nucleotides long. NCBI's taxonomy places the organism in Eukaryota, Metazoa, Chordata, Amphibia, Anura, Ranidae. The record is from the annotation of a GenBank genome assembly.